Messenger RNA from Corapipo altera (White-ruffed manakin), 1524 nucleotides. It is a transcript of the gene CLRN1, whose product is annotated as clarin 1. The coding region runs from base 1 to 738 and encodes 245 amino acids. The transcript has 3 exons. Gene Ontology annotation, biological process: equilibrioception; sensory perception of sound. NCBI's taxonomy places the organism in Eukaryota, Metazoa, Chordata, Aves, Passeriformes, Pipridae. The record is from RefSeq and is a predicted model, not a curated record.
AUGCCAGCCCCGCAGAAGAAGCUGAUCUUCUGCACGGCCGGGGUGCUGAGCCUCGCCUGCGCGCUGGGCACGGCGGCGGCCGUGGGCACCCAGCUCUGGGUGAGGGGCACGACCCUCUGCACCACGGGAGCGCUGCUCGUCAACGCCACCGGCCCGGAGCUGCACAAGUUCAUCGGCGAGAUCCAGUACGGGCUCUUCUCCGGGCAGCGUGUGCGGCAGUGCGGGCUCGGGGGGAGACCCUUUCAGUUCUCAUUUUUUCCAGAUUUGCUCAGAAUUAUCCCUGCAAGUAUCCACGUUAGUGUCAUUCUCUUCUGUACAGUACUGAUCAUCUUUGCUCUGGUGGGAGCAGGGUUCUUCAUGUUCAAUGCUUUUGGCAGCCCCUACGAAACACUGCAUGGUCCUGUCGGGCUGUACCUCUGGAGCUUCAUUGCCUGGGUUGCCAAGGUGAUGAGCAUCUCCCCCUCCCUUUCAGGUUCCUGUGGUUGCCUCAUCAUGAUUCUCUUCUCCUCAGAGGUGAAGAUCCAUCACCUUUCAGAGAAGAUCGCUAAUUUCAAGGAGGGAACCUUUACAUUCAAGACUCACAGUGAACAGUUUGCAAAUUCCUUCUGGACCAUCCUGGUUUGCUCCCUGGUGCACUUCCUCAAUGCCCUGCUAAUCCGAUUCGCUGGGUUUGAAUUUCCCUUUUCAAAAUCAAAAGAUUCAGGGAGGAUCACAGGAGCAGUUGACCUGAUGUAUUAGAAUUACAGGACUUAACAACAUUUCAAGCAAAGAGAUUUGUCACUACUACAUCAACAAUCACCAGAUGUACCAACUUGCAAACAAUUAGCUCUGAAGAAGGUAAAACAAAAGAGAAGAUUUCAAAUAAGCAUCACUACGGUAUAUGCAGUGAACAAAAGAAGAGAUGCUGAAUGGUAAUGUCUGGAUGGAAAUGCCCUCUUUCUUGGGGUAAGGCCUUAUUAAGACAUUUGCCUUUUUCCUAGUAAACUUUGAAAAGUAGCUGGUAUGAAGAAAACUAGAAAUCUCAGUAGCAUUGCACAGGAUCUGGAAAGUCCAGUAGAUGGUUUGCAGUAGAGACCCACACUCACCAGCAGCAGCUUUGCCCUUCAGCCCUGGUGGAAGCGAGGACACAGCUGUGACCACGCCAGGGAAUGAGGACACGCAGCAAACUCAGACACCCAGCGAGGGACAGGACAAGGCCCGGGCUCUACCCUGACACCCCUCGGGCUCCAGCUCACACACACAGUGCUCAGGAGGAACAGGAGCUACAGGGAGUGCUUGGGGGGUAAAACCCAAACACCUGCACCCACCACCAGCACUCUGACCUGGCACCAAAUGCACGGCAACAACACUGUUUCUCUCCAUAAAGCUCUCUCUUGGGGUUUUAGUUUUAACAAACCAAACCGUGCUCUGAGCCCCAAGUCCCAGGAGCUCCUGUUACCCCUGCAGUCGCUGCAGCUCGGUGACAGAGCUGUCACAGCAGAGCAGCACUUGGGGAAUGUGCUGCAUGAUCCUGCUUGCCUCAGG